Messenger RNA from Bufo bufo (common toad), 2529 nucleotides. RefSeq names its product SprT-like N-terminal domain (gene SPRTN). NCBI's taxonomy places the organism in Eukaryota, Metazoa, Chordata, Amphibia, Anura, Bufonidae. The coding region runs from base 22 to 1506 and encodes 494 amino acids. Gene Ontology annotation, biological process: DNA repair. The transcript is spliced from 5 exons. The record is from RefSeq and is a predicted model, not a curated record. Gene Ontology annotation, molecular function: single-stranded DNA binding; metalloendopeptidase activity; polyubiquitin modification-dependent protein binding. Gene Ontology annotation, cellular component: nucleus.
UAGGGUGGGUCAUAUGACCCGAUGUGGGAGGAGCUGCGCCUGUCAAUCAAUACCGCAGCCGUUUGGGAAGUUUAUUAUGGCGGAUGCAUGAUGGACGCGGAUCUAGUGCUGGCUAUCCAGCUGCAGGAGCAGUAUAACCGGGAGGAGGCCGGGGAGAGGCGCCGGGAUCCGGCCUCCAGGCCGCCCGCCACCAGCAGCGCCCAGCCCCCGCUCACGGCAGUGGUGGACCCGUCCUGGGAGCUGCUGGACCCCAGCCCCAAUAUCCACGAGCUCUUCCUACAGUUCAAUGAGAUGUUCUUCUGGGGGAAGCUGGUCGGGGUGGAGGUGAAGUGGAGCCACAGGAUGACGCUAUGCGCCGGAGUCUGUUCUUAUGAAGGGCGAGGAGGCUUGUGCUCUAUACGUCUCAGUAAACCUCUCCUGAUACUCAGACCAAGGAAAGACCUUGUGGAGACGCUCCUCCAUGAGAUGAUUCACGCCCUUCUGUUUGUUACUGACAACAAUAAAGACCACGAUGGUCACGGGCCUGAGUUCCACAAACACAUGAACCGUAUAAAUGGUCUCACGGGUUCUAAGAUAUCGGUUUAUCACAGUUUUCACGAUGAGGUAGAGGAAUACAGAAAACAUUGGUGGCGCUGUAAUGGACCCUGUCAGAAUAGACCACCUUAUUAUGGUUAUGUUAAGCGUGCAAUGAACAGAGCUCCAUCCAGACUAGAUCCAUGGUGGGCCGACCAUCAGAGGUCUUGUGGAGGAACUUAUAUAAAAGUGAAGGAGCCAGAGAAGAAAACUGGAAAAGGCAAGAAGAAGGAAGACACCUCUGAAGUGCAGCCUAGUAAUAGCCCCGAAGUAAAAGGAAAAGCACAGGGACCAGACAUACGUUCAUUUUUCCCAUUCAGUGGCACCGGUUACAGACUCGGUGCGCCCAGCCAGACCUCCAUCUUGGUGAAUGUCCAUAGCGUUCCUCCGUCUUCCAGUAAAGCCUUAUCCAGCUCUCCUGUAAAGCCAGUUCAGACCACCAGUGCCUUGUCCUCUCUUACCAACAAGAGCAUGAACCCAAGGCCCAACCUACCCAAAGUGUCUGUGGCAAACACCAAAGCAUUCAAAAAAAUCAAUGGAUCCCCAGUAAGAAUCCCUGUGAAAGACUGGAAUGCUUCCAAACCAUCAGGGUCAAAGCUUGGCACUCUUGAUGGCUUUACCCAGAAGAGGCUUUCAUUUGCACUUCCCACCUCAUCUCAGGGUGCCCCAUCUACCUCUCAGGGAUCAAGCCCUGAUCAGAGUCAAGACCGACCUCCAAAAAGACCUCGCCUGGACACCAAAACCUUGAAUGACAAUUUCUCAGGUGGAAACUCCUUUAAGGAAGAACCAGUCAUAGUUCUAGAUGGUGGUCCAUCAUCUAACCCCACAGCCAGCAACAGCAGUCAGAGUAAGAUGGUGAACUGCCCGGUAUGUGGAGCAAAGGUUUUAGAAACCAAGAUCAAUGAACAUCUGGACAACUGCUUAAAUAGCUAAUACAGAGGAGCACUGUUGCCACCUAUCACAAGGGUGUCCUGUGUCUUAUUCCACAUUCCUUGACUAUCUUGUGGAUGUUCAAGUAAUUCCCACACUACUGCUGCUGAAUAUCAUGAUGUGGUCUAUACCACGGGCCACUGAGGAAGUGGUGGACUUGACAAGUCAGACAGACUUUAAUAGCCACUUUUUAUUUUGGUCAUCUUUGAUGCCUUUUUUAUUAAUCAUAAGUCCUUGAGUCAUCGUCCUCUCUGCUGAUUAGUAGUAGUAUAUGGUACUGGACAGCUGGGUGACAACCAGUAUGGCUGCCAUAAAGCUUCCUUAACGAGCCUGAGCAGGAUUAGAGAAACAUGGCUAUUUUCUUUGAGAAAUAGCGCCACACUUGUCCACAGGUUGUGUGUGGUAUUGAGGUGAAUGGGAUUGAGCUGUAAUGCCUGUGGAUAGGUGUGACAUCUAGAACCCCAGCUUAGUGGGCACCCACUUAGCUGUUCCCAUAGUGUUGUAUAAAGUGCAUUGCACAUACACUGGUACACACUGGUGUGGAGGCACUGGGGUGUCCCUGUGGUUUAACCUCUACCAAUGUAAUAGCAUUUAUCCUGUGAAUAGGUGAUGCAUGUUUAUGGUUGGAGUACCCCUUUAACAAAUUUGAUGGCUCAGGAAAUUAAGUGAGUUGCAGUUGCUCAAUCAAUUUGCACUUUGUAUUCUAUGGAAUGACAGAUCUGUUGAAACUACUCCAUCAUGGCUGCCUUAUUGGUUAUCGACCAGCUUUCCUAGAACUGAGGACAAUUUAAGUACUUAUAUUUUCAGGUGAUUUUAUUAAUGCUUGGUCAGUGGGCACUAUGUUAUUCAGUGACAUUUUAAUUGUCCUGCGCAUCGAUGUUGGGUGCAGGAUUUUCUCGCUUGAUACCUACCGCAUGCAGCUGUUCACUUGCUUGUUUUUUAUUCCCUUUGAAACAGUGCCACCAUCGUGUCCAUAGGCGGUGACUAGUUUUGCAGCUCAGUGCCACUCAUAUUAUUUAUUUAUUU